GAAAAGUGUGUGUAUUUCCGGUUAAUGAACACAAGCGCGAGGCUGCCCAGCGCUCACAUUUCAAGCUGCAACCGCAACGUAUGGAGGCGAGAGAGGAUCUCUACCCCGCCUGAUGAGCUCCAUCUCGGAUACCACCUCCUAAGUAUCCCCGCGGGCUGUGAAAAGACACUUUUUUUUUUUGUUUAAAAAAGAAAGAGCCCACAUCCUCUCACCAGGACAUCGACCGUGUGAGGGGUUUUAUUGGAAAAAAAAGGGCGUGUGUGUUGUCAGCAGUGGAUGUGUUAGUGAGGACAUUUUGACACCACCUGGCCAGGAUGGGCUGCACGCUGAGCACCGAGGACAAGGCGGCGGUGGAGCGGAGCAAGAUGAUCGACAAGAACCUGCGGGACGACGGCGAGAAGGCGGCCCGGGAGGUCAAGCUGCUGCUGCUGGGCGCCGGAGAGUCGGGAAAGAGCACCAUCGUCAAGCAGAUGAAGAUCAUCCAUGAGGCGGGCUACUCGGAAGAGGAGUGCAAGCAGUACAAGGCGGUGGUCUACAGCAACACCAUCCAGUCCAUCAUCGCCAUCAUCCGAGCGAUGGGCCGCCUUAAGAUCGACUUUGGCGACACCGCCAGAGCCGACGAUGCGCGGCAGCUGUUCGUGCUGGCAGGCUCCGCUGAGGAGGGCUUCAUGACCGCCGAGCUGGCGGGCGUCAUCAAGCGGCUGUGGAGGGACGGUGGCGUCCAGGCGUGCUUCAGCCGCUCGCGGGAGUACCAGCUCAACGACUCUGCCGCAUACUACCUGAACGACCUGGAUCGGAUCUCACAGGGAGCCUACAUCCCCACGCAGCAGGAUGUGCUGAGGACCCGGGUCAAAACCACGGGCAUCGUGGAGACCCACUUUACUUUCAAAGACCUGCACUUCAAAAUGUUUGACGUUGGCGGUCAGCGCUCCGAGCGUAAGAAGUGGAUCCACUGCUUCGAGGGCGUGACCGCCAUCAUCUUUUGCGUGGCCCUCAGCGACUACGACCUGGUGCUGGCCGAGGACGAGGAGAUGAACCGAAUGCACGAGAGCAUGAAGCUCUUCGACAGCAUCUGCAACAACAAGUGGUUCACGGACACGUCUAUCAUCCUCUUCCUCAACAAGAAGGACCUGUUUGAAGAGAAGAUCAAGAAGAGUCCUCUCACCAUCUGCUACCCGGAGUACGCAGGCUCCAACACGUACGAGGAGGCGGCCGCCUACAUCCAGUGUGAGUUUGAAGACCUGAACAAGCGCAAGGACACCAAGGAGAUUUACACUCACUUCACCUGCGCCACCGACACCAAGAACGUGCAGUUUGUCUUCGACGCCGUCACCGACGUCAUCAUCAAGAACAACCUGAAAGACUGCGGCCUCUUCUGAGGGCCACCGCGCACGACGACAUUUUGUGGGGUUAGGCUGGAAUGUAAACCGAGCGGGAGAAAAAUCGUUCCCGCCGCCGCACUGUACCAUAAACGCCACUUUUAUCAGCUUUA
This is a messenger RNA of Entelurus aequoreus (snake pipefish), 1492 nucleotides long. RefSeq names its product guanine nucleotide binding protein (G protein), alpha inhibiting activity polypeptide 1 (gene gnai1). Gene Ontology annotation, molecular function: GTP binding; GTPase activity; G-protein beta/gamma-subunit complex binding. Gene Ontology annotation, biological process: adenylate cyclase-modulating G protein-coupled receptor signaling pathway. Gene Ontology annotation, cellular component: heterotrimeric G-protein complex. Bases 315 to 1379 code for a protein of 354 amino acids. The record is from RefSeq and is a predicted model, not a curated record. The transcript is spliced from 9 exons. NCBI's taxonomy places the organism in Eukaryota, Metazoa, Chordata, Actinopteri, Syngnathiformes, Syngnathidae.